Molecule: messenger RNA, 1465 nt
Organism: Helicoverpa armigera (cotton bollworm)
Lineage: Eukaryota; Metazoa; Arthropoda; Insecta; Lepidoptera; Noctuidae
Product: THAP domain-containing protein 1
Exons: 3
Coding region: 179-703 (174 amino acids)
Source: RefSeq, a predicted model, not a curated record
CAAAUCAAUGGAAAUCUUGCUAAGAUUAAUGCUUAAAAUUGUGAUUUUAUAUUGGAACGCGACAGAUUUGUUUAUUUUCGUUUUGCAUUCAGCAGCCAUUCCGGCUUGUUGGAAAAGAACAUUUAUUAAAAUAUUUUGGAAUUAUACCCAAACACGAAGGCCUAAAUGUUGAAAUACAAUGGUAAGCUGCGCUGUAGCUAAUUGCAAGAACACGUCGGCAAAGAUAUCAAAAGAUAAAGAUGGAAUUACGUUCCACAGGUUUCCCCGGGAUAAGGAAAGAAGGAAGCAGUGGGAGUUAGCAGUGAAUAGAGAAGAGGAAUGGAGUUCCACUGCGUCUAGUGCAGUUUGUUCUGAACAUUUCGAAGCUAAGGACUUUUACUUGACGGAGAGUGGACUAAGACGACUGGCGGUAGACGCUGUGCCGGCUAUUAAUAUAUCUCCAUGUCAAGAACCAGAGCCAACAAUAUCUCGCGUCCAACCCAUAGACAUACAACCAACAGACUCUGAAGAGGUAAUAAAACUCAAAUACAAGGUCCACAGACUAGAAAUAAUUGCAGAAAACAGAAAAAAAAGACUGAACCUUAUGCGGCAAGGAAAGAAGCAGCUGCGGAGAAAGUUGGAACGCAUGAAACUAUUGAUAAAGCAUUUGAUUAAGAGUAAAAAAGAUAGUGGAGUUAGCUUAGGCAAAGAAAUUGAUAGAUAGUAUUAAAAUAGUUUAGAAUAAGUUUAAGAAAAAUAAUCCUAACUAAAUUGUGGUAAAUCGACUGCGAGCAGUUUUGUUGCAAAAGCAAAAAUUUUUGAUUUGUGUUUGAUGGCCCACCAAUUAGCCAAAACUGAAAGAUUAAGGUGAAUGCAAUGACAAGUAGGAAAUUGAAAUAAAAUGAUGUGGAUACUUUACCUAAGUCAAUAUCAGACAUGAGUUGUGAUAUUUUCAUUUGUACUUAUAAUCUAUACUAAUAUUAUAAAGCUGAAGAGUUUCUUUGUUUGUUUGAACGCGCUAAUCUCAGGAACUACUAGUCCGAUUUGAAAAUUUCUUUCAGUGUUAGAUAGCCCAUUUAUCGAGGAAGGCUAUAGGCUACUUUUUAUCCCGGUACGGGAAGUAGUUCCCACGGGAUGCGGGUGAAACCGCUGGCAGAAGCUAGUAUGAAACAUAUUAUUGGUUGCCUUAAAGUUUUUUUGGAGAAACAUUUGAAUUUAAACUACUUGCUCCGUUUUUGCUUGAUAUUGAUAACGCAAGGAUGAUGAAACAUUAGAAGAAGAAUGCAACACAAGAUGCAAUAUUAGAAGAAUAUAAAUAGAGUAAAAAAUGUACUUAAAAAAGUUAAUAAUUCAAUUUUAUUAAUUCUGUUAGUAUUGUGAAUCUCCUAUACAUAUUUAUUUUUAACAAAAAGUGUUGCAUGUUAAUACAGUAUUUCAUUCAAGAAUCUAGGACAGAUUAAAAUAAACAAAAAUGUAAAAAUGUUUA